AAGAAAGUGUAGGUUUGUUCCCGACUUGAAAUAUGGCUUCUCGUCGACGUGGAGUUGGCGUUGCUGCUGUACAGCGCAAACAGGAAACUCAGGCGAAGUUCAACGCAAAAGGUGAACAAAUGGCUAGCGAGCAGUUGCAGAUGUUUUCAAAACAGUUAGAGGAAUUUACGAUACGGCUAGAACAAUUUGCACACCGUCAUCGUGAUGAAAUUCGCAAAAAUUCUCAGUUUCGACGUCAUUUCCAAGAGAUGUGUGCUAGCGUAGGGGUCGAUCCACUUGCAUCUGGAAAGGGUUUCUGGGCGGAAAAGCUGGGAGUAGGAGACUUCUACUACGAACUUGCUGUUCAGAUCGUAGAGGUGUGCUUGUCUACAAAUCACAUCAAUGGAGGAAUCAUGACGGUAGAAGAAAUUAGGAAUCGACUGAUGCGCAGCAGAUCUCGUACAAGAAAGGAGACUAUCACUACAGAUGACAUACUACGUGCUGUCGAUAAGCUCAAAGUCCUAGGAGGAGGAUUUGAACUAGUGCCUUUGGGUGGUGGCCGCUUCCUCGUACAGUCUGUUCCUGGUGAGCUGAGCAUGGAUCAUUCUCGUGUACUGCAACUUGCGGAAGAUGCAGCUUAUGUUACCAAAGAACUGAUCAUUGAUAGGCUACGCUGGGACGAACCACGGGCGCAGGCUGUGCUCGACCAUCUAGUCAAGGAAGGUUUGGCCUGGGUAGACGAACAAGCUACUGAUACCAUUCAAUACUGGGUACCAUCGUUGUUUCUACAGCAAUAUUGUCACUCGUCGAGUAGCACCAGCGUCUCGGAAAGUCUACAAAGCAUGAGUGCUUAUUGAAGCUUCCCUCCAUCUACUAGUGUUCGAUUAUUGUGACUUGUGUAUUCAUCGGCCACACGGGCCGGGCGGUUGAUGGAUCACCUAUGUCUGAUUCAUCUAGUCGUGCUGUACAAAUCAGUUGCUUCUAGCUGAGAAAUAUGUUGUUGUUUUUUCCUAGAGUCAUAAUUCUUAGAGCCCAUAUGGAAGAGCUGCAAGUCAAAAUUUGACCGUAUUUCUGUCUUCACAACAUAAUCUCAUACUAGUCAACGUGUUUUGAGCUGAUCUUGCCGGAAUUUGCAAAUAAUUAUGGUAUAAUGUUUUCCUUUACUUCCCAAUAAAAGUAUCUCAUUAGC
Molecule: messenger RNA, 1168 nt
Organism: Cylicocyclus nassatus
Lineage: Eukaryota; Metazoa; Nematoda; Chromadorea; Rhabditida; Strongylidae
Source: the annotation of a GenBank genome assembly